ACCAACAAAGCACGUGACUUCGCACCGGCGCUCUGCGAGAGGGAGAAACGAUGCAAUUGCGAAACGCACACACACACACAAGGAAGGAGGCUGCGAUCAAGUGCGACGCCUUUUCUCUCGCUCCAUCGUUCCCUCCUAACAUCCUUAUUCUCUCUGGAUGUAUGUCUCGCUUCUUUCUUGCUGCACGAGCCGGGCUGGCCUUGUGAGGAGGGCUGCUUGGAAAGCCUGGAUCGCCCGCGCGCCCGCCCGCUUGGCCGUGUCCUUUACUGUCUGUGCGCCCCCCCCUCCAUCUCCAUCCCUAUCCCCUGCCCCCAUCGCGAGAGCCUCCCUGCAACCUCCCUUCCAGAGCCGCGAAGAAGGGUUGCCCGCAAAGCCGCCGCCAGAGAGUAGAUAGGAAGGUGACUUGAGUCCUACCAGCUGCUGCUUGCAAGAGGAGGAAACGGAGAGCGCCGUGGUGCUGAAAGGACAGCUCCUUCUUCAGCAUCGCCUUGGCUCUAGACAUCCGCCGGUCUCUCUCCUCCUUGCCUCUUUCUAAUCAAGGGUAGGGGAGAAAGAGGGUAGGGCGGGGGACUUGCCCAGACCUCCCUCCCUCCCUCAGCUCUCCCCCCACCUUCUGCAGGCAGGUUCUUCUGCCUUAGAUGCUGCUGCAGCUCCGAGGGCACCGGCGACCAUGCCUUGAUGCCCGCCACCCUCCCCAGCGGUGUCCAUGGCGGUGGCAAGGAAAAUAAAAACUUUGUUGACUGUGAAUAUUUUGGUCUUUGUGGGGAUCAUCCUCUUCUCGGUCUACUGCAGGAUCCAGGAUCGUUCCCAGGAGUUGGUGCAGAUUGUCAGGAGCGCCGACCGGCGGAUGAGGAGCCGGAAUACCAAGGUGGGAGCCCUCCUGGACAGGGAGUCCAUCCUGCAGCGGUUGGACCACCUGGAGGAAGUUGUGUACAACCAGCUCAAUGGUCUAGCCAAGCCAAUGGGAUUAGUUGAAGGCCCUGGAGGCUUGGGCCAAGGAGGGAUGGCUGCUACCCUGAGAGACGAUAGUCAUGAAUCUGAAACAAAGUAUGAAGAAUAUGGUUAUAAUGCCCAGCUAAGUGAUCGGAUUUCACUGGACAGGUCUAUUCCUGACUACAGACCAAAAAAGUGCAAACAGAUGUCCUAUCCCGAUGACCUGCCCCAGAUCUCGGUGGUCUUUAUUUUUGUAAAUGAGGCUCUAUCUGUCAUCUUGCGCUCAGUACACAGUGUUGUGAAUCACACCCCAUCCCACUUGCUCAAGGAGAUUAUCUUGGUGGAUGACAACAGUGACAAUGUUGAGCUGAAGUUUAAUUUGGACCAGUAUGUCCACAAGAGAUACCCAGGGCUGGUGAAAAUAGUUCGUAAUAACAAACGAGAAGGGCUGAUCCGAGCCAGAAUCCAAGGUUGGAAGGCAGCAACAUCACCAGUGGUUGGGUUUUUUGAUGCUCACGUCGAGUUCAACACCGGCUGGGUGGAGCCGGCACUUACCCGCAUCAAAGAAGACAGGAAACGGAUCAUCCUUCCAGCUAUUGACAACAUAAAGUACAACACGUUUGAAGUGCAGCAAUACGCCAAUGCAGCUCAUGGCUACAACUGGGGACUCUGGUGUAUGUACAUAAUCCCACCGCAAGACUGGCUGGACAAGGGGGACGAGUCUGCACCCAUCAGGACACCAGCCAUGAUUGGUUGUUCGUUUGUGGUGGACAGAGAGUACUUUGGUGAGAUCGGCCUUCUUGACCCUGGAAUGGAAGUUUAUGGGGGAGAAAACAUUGAACUUGGCAUGAGGGUCUGGCAGUGUGGCGGAAGCAUGGAGGUGCUGCCUUGCUCCAGAGUCGCCCACAUCGAGCGCACCAAGAAACCUUACAACAACGACAUUGACUACUAUGCAAAGCGCAACGCACUGCGUGCUGCUGAAGUCUGGAUGGACGACUUCAAGUCGCAUGUUUACAUGGCAUGGAACAUACCAAUGACGAACCCCGGAGUUGACUUUGGGGAUGUUUCCGAAAGAAUUGCGCUGCGGCAACGUCUUCAGUGCCGAAGUUUUAAGUGGUACUUGGAGAAUGUCUAUCCUGAGAUGAGAAUUUACAACAAUACCAUCACUUACGGGGAGGUUCGCAACAGCAAAGCCAGUGGCUUCUGUUUGGACCAGGGUGCAGAAGACGAUGACAAAGCCAUUCUCUACCCAUGUCACGGCAUGUCCUCCCAGCUUGUUCGUUACAGCUCUGAAGGACUUCUGCAGCUGGGCCCUCUGGGAUCUACUGCAUUUCUGCCUGACUCCAAAUGUCUCGUUGACGAUGGGAAAGGAAGGACCCCCACUCUGAAGAAAUGUGAAGACACCUUGAGGCCGGCACAGAGGCUGUGGGAUUUUACACAGAACGGCCCAAUCAUCAGCCGAGACACUGGCCGGUGUCUAGAAGUAGAGAUGUCCAAGGAUGCCAACUUUGGGCUCCGAUUAGUCGUACAAAGAUGCUCGGGGCAGAAAUGGAUGAUCAGAAACUGGAUCAAGCAUGGCCGGCAUUGAUUCAGAGCUGGGAAGAUGCUUACUCUUCUGGAGUCCUUUGACCAGUAGGUGGGCGCCCCUCCAAGAGAGUCAGGUUAAAGAGGACUAUUGCGAUGAGGAGAAGACAGCUCAUUGAAGGAGAAGGUUUACUGCUGUUCUUUUAUUUUUUUAAAGAAAGGAAAGAUGGAGACUGGCAUUCCCACUUAAGGCCACGGAAGCGAUACACCUGUACCUAGACCGUAUCAUUUCAGACUAGGGCUUGUAGGCGCACAUGAUACAAUCACCUCUCCAUUAAGGAAAAGAAACCCCUGCAUAUAGAAAACCAGCACGUCAGGGAAAAACUCGUCUCUUUGAUAUGCUCUUUUCUAAGUUCACUAAGUUCUAAGUUCCUAAGGAGGAACUUUCAAUCACAUGAGUCUGAAGCUUCAUAGUCCUAGCAAAGGUUUACCACCUUGGUGAGAGCUGAGCCUAUCCUCAUAACAAUGGAUGCCCCAGAAAGACUUGUGCAAGCUUUCUGCUUUUUUGGAACUCAGUCGGAGAGGAACCACAUAAGCCAGACUUUGCGUCCACUUUCUGGGAGGAAACAGGAGGGCAGCCAUAUUUGGGUCAGGUUUGCAGGACAGAUCAGUCUCGUGCCUCACUGAAGAAGGUCCCACGGCAGAAGGAUCUGUUAGCUUUAAGUUGCUGACUGAUGCACAACUCUUAUGGUGAACAGAACCGUGUGCCUUUUCUACUGUACUUCCUAUCCAAGCGGACUGGGGAAAUCCCACCUCUUCAGCAUGUCUGAGUAACUAUUCUGAACAAUAACAUCGACGGCGGCGGCAAAAUACUCUGUAAAUAAAUUACACUGCAAAAGAAAGAA
Molecule: messenger RNA, 3362 nt
Organism: Podarcis muralis (Common wall lizard)
Lineage: Eukaryota; Metazoa; Chordata; Lepidosauria; Squamata; Lacertidae
Gene: GALNT9
Product: polypeptide N-acetylgalactosaminyltransferase 9
Biological process (GO): protein O-linked glycosylation
Cellular component (GO): Golgi apparatus
Molecular function (GO): polypeptide N-acetylgalactosaminyltransferase activity
Source: RefSeq, a predicted model, not a curated record